Messenger RNA from Brenthis ino (lesser marbled fritillary), 1929 nucleotides. NCBI's taxonomy places the organism in Eukaryota, Metazoa, Arthropoda, Insecta, Lepidoptera, Nymphalidae. The record is from the annotation of a GenBank genome assembly.
AUGGACACAAGUGUCAUGACAACGUCAGGGCUACUCGAGUGGGAGCUAUCGCUGCCAUCGGACCAGAUCAUCUCCCAUGGCUGGUACCACGGCGCGCUGAGCCGUACCGCUGCAGAGGCUCUGCUGCAACAGGACAGGGAAUUCCUGGUCAGGGAGUCGUCUUCACAGCCUGACAACUACGUGCUCAGUUGCCGUUCAAAUGGCCAGCAUUUACACUUUGUCAUACAAAGGAUAAUAGUUCAUCCAGAUACAGUUUUUGAGAGGUAUCAAUACCAGUUCGAAGACGAGGCAUAUGACACUGUAGCAGACUUAAUCACAUCCUACGUAGGGUCAGGAAAGCCCAUAUCAGCAGCUUCCGGGGCUCGAAUACAAUAUCCUGCAAAUCGUGUAGUACCUUUGACUAACUUUAUGUCCGAUGAUUCUAAUGCCAUGGUGUCACCAAAUGGCGAAAGCAAUUAUGGUAACGCGUAUAGCCUGUAUAGCCACUUUGCAGCCAAACCCGGAGCACAACUUAGAGUGCCUUUCAAAAAACAAAGAUCCCAUUCUUUAACUCCGAUAGACAUGACGCAACAUAUAAGCCAUGGAAAAAGUGCAAGUGCGGAUGGUGUGAUACAAAGUCAAACAAGUAAACACGCUAAAGUGUUCUCCAGCGAGUCUAAUUCAGGCUCCAAUACGUGGGAUGCAAAUUUACCAACUAGUCCACCCGCAAAGCCAGCAAGAUACGAUGGACCUAAGGCAGAUGACAGAAGGCUAGAGUUACAUAGACUUUACCAUGUUUCUGGUUCAGACUCUGGAAACGGAUCUGGUGACUCCACACAGAGCUCAGCUCACAGCGAUCCUAAUAAAUCAAGAUGUGAUCCAGAUUACUUGGCCAAUACCCCAACUAUUAAACAGCAAUUUGAUUACGAGCUAACAGAAGCCAAGUUGUUACAGUUAGAAAACUUAGACUACACGGUGGAGUCUAGGAUAAAUCUUGAAAAUUUUCAAUCUCAAAUAAUCACAGCCGGGUUAACCAAGCCUCUAGAGUCGGAAACGUUACAUACAAUCAAGCUGCUGCUACGCACGUCUGGUCCACGUAUUUUAGCAAAUCAUAUGACAAAAAUUGAUCUCCAUUUCUUACUCGAAGACUCAAUCCAAAUUGAAAGACUUGAUAAAACUGCAUCAGGCCUGGAGUUAUGUUUCCUACCUCAAGGACGAUCACUACGUUUAGACAUCAUUGAAAGAGUAGAAACAUUUCGCCUCCUCGUGGCGGUCACCGUACUGACUUGCCAAACGGACAGACAGAGAGCUGACAUUAUUAACGACUGGAUACUUCUAGCAAUAGAGACGAAAACAGCAUUGGGAAAUCUUUACGGCUUCUCAGCUAUUAUGUUUGGGCUGUGCAUGCCACAGUUGGAGUGCCUGGAGAACGCGUGGAACAUCCUGCGGCGCGUGUACACGGACAACGCCUUCAUGUUCGAGGCCAAGCUGCGGCCGAGCUUUAAGAUGAUGAACGAAGGCACCAAUCCGUUGCCGCCCAACACCACCACACCCUACGUCAUCCCGCCCGUGCUCUGCUUCCACUUGUUCGAUGGCGACGGCGGAGGACUGAUGCAACCGGAUGACUCGUUUCCGACCAGCCUCAUGAAUGGGCUGGAGUUCGACUUCAACGCGACGGCCGCGCACCUCGAGGCGGCCAGGUACUUUCCGCAACAAGUCGACAUGUUUAAACGCAACGCGCGAACGGUCGUGCAGGAGAUGUCUUCCCUCGGACCUACCCUGGAUCCGAUCCUUCUGGAGCUAUUCAAGACCGAGUUCCACAUAAACUUUUUGUGGGGAGAGCGGGGUGCACUGACCAGUCCUAACACACGGUUCGCCCGGCUGACGGACAUUUUGACCGCUAUGGCUACUAAAUUAGCAAACCAGCCACCAGACAGCGAAGAGGUCUUG